This is a messenger RNA of Trichomonas vaginalis G3, 318 nucleotides long. RefSeq lists its product as uncharacterized. Bases 1 to 318 code for a protein of 105 amino acids. The record is from RefSeq and is a predicted model, not a curated record. Lineage: Eukaryota; Parabasalia; Trichomonadida; Trichomonadidae. The transcript has a single exon.
AUGACUGAAGCCAAACAAGAUUUAAUCGAGUUAUCAACAAAUCCUUUAGAUGUAUGGAUAAAUACACAUUAUGAUGAAUUGUGUGCAGGUAUGACGUGUGAAAAUGCUCUAUUCUGCAAACCAUCAGACAUGAAAGACAAGAAUUUCCAAAUGAGUAUUAAGGAUAAAUGUGAUAGGAAACAUAGAAGAAUAGACGGUAAACAAACAUGGUGUUAUGUUUUGAAAGAAGAAAUGAAAGGAUUAUAUAAACAGGUUGAACCAAACGAUAAUGAGGAUUCAUUUACUGACGAUGAAAUACCUGUAAAUGAAGCUUUAUAA